Molecule: messenger RNA, 2607 nt
Organism: Gryllus bimaculatus (two-spotted cricket)
Lineage: Eukaryota; Metazoa; Arthropoda; Insecta; Orthoptera; Gryllidae
Source: the annotation of a GenBank genome assembly
AUGGAAAAAGCUGACAGGAGCAUUAACACACUACCUAACUCAAAUGCUGCUUGCCAGCAACAGAUAGCCAUCAACAGGCAGGAAAAAAUUUCACGCAUACUCACAAAGGUUCAGGUUGGCUCGUGGCAAGCAACUUACGUGGCCAAUCAUUUCUUUGCUGGAGUUAUGCGUAUUUUCUUUGAAUCAAGAUGAUUACAAUGGACUCUGGUGAUGGAGCCCCCUUUGUUCUCACACAGCAAGUGAGGAAUGAUCUUUUUGAUCAUUAUGACAAAUAGAAGAGGUUUAUCUAAAGCUCUUGGUUUUUAUACAUCAGUUUUAAACUAAUGUCUACCAAUGGAAGACUGUAUUACAUGAAAUGUUUGCUUUCUUGUUAUUAUUAAUUUCUUUCAGAAUUAUCUCCUCACUGUCGUAGUCUCUUAGUUCUAAUCAAUAAUGCCUGUCCUUGGACUCGUAACUGAAUUGGUAUAAAUAGUGCAUUAGUUAUAUGCAUGUAUUUAGUUCAUUUCUCUUAAAGUGUCAGUUUCGUGACGUUCUGUAUUUUAUAUCUCAGAUAACCUGCUGUUCCAUGAGCUUAAUGUUUUGUAGUUUUAUCUAGUUUUCUGGUUAGAAGUCCGAUAGUUACUUAUGUAGGGAAAUAAUUACAUAUUCAAACUGCGUAUUGCUAGAUGCAGUGUCCUUUGUGCAGCUAUUAGAUUUUUAAGAAUAUUAUCGGGCGUUAUGCACGGUUUAGCCAAUAUAACCUAAUUGUUAGAAGCUAGCUGCCACCAGAAUAGAACUCCUGAUAUAUCUAAAAUUCAGCAUUGUCAUUGAGUUUCCUGAGACAAUGUUUAAAAAUUUUUGGAAAGGUUUCAGUCAUGUGAUGCAAAGAAUGUUAAUUUUAUCAUUUGUCUGUAAGGUCAGUAGUUAUUAUAUCAAACUACUAUAUCUGUUAAAAGAUUUCAUGAGUACAUUCCAAAAAACUUUCACUAGAAUAUUUAUUAUGACACUUUCCAUUAUUGUGGUGCAUCUUUAUUACAUUGCCUAGUGUUCCAGUCAUAAUUUUAUCCAAAUCAUUCCACUACCUUGUAUUACUGGUGUUUUUGCCAAUAAUCAGGGUUUUCCAUAAACGUAGUCUGUGAUGCAAAAGUAUUAUUUCUUAAUGAAUUUGUUGGUAUGUUGCGAUAUAUUUGAGUAGUUUCAUUCUCUACUUUUUUGUAAUUGGAGUAUUGUAAUAUAUGUCUAUUUUGUGUAGCGUGAUCAUAUUUUAAACUUCAAGAGGUCUGUAUUUGAUUGUACUUUAAGAGUUCUUUUCAAUCUGAUUUCUCUGUUUGCGUAUCGUGUAGCAUUCGUCUACUGCAUAUGUUAUGUGUUAAUUCCCAACAUAAAGAAUAGUAUGAGCGUAACAAUAUUUAUUUUAUAUAAGUGGAUCUGUUGUGGUAUUGAUACAGUGAAUAUUUUUGACUUCAGAAGAGUCAUGUACUAAUACAGAAUGUUUUAACGAGUAUUAAUUGUGACUUUUGAAACUUUUGGUUUUAGAGAAGACUGAGAUUAUAAUAUCGUCUUGACUGGCAUCUUCAUUUAAUGUUUUGGGGCAUGAUAUGGACUCAUGAUAUUUGUGACCGAGUGAAAUUGUUAUUAUGUACAUUUGUGAAUACACAUUCUCUUUAGUAUUCUUCAAGUAUAAAGAUCAUUGUAAAGCAACAAUGCUACUGAAAAUUAAUAUUGUAUGCAGUUAUGUACUACUUUAUAAAUUGAUGAAUGUUUUUAAACUUGACACUGGUAUUUGAAAGGAAGAAGAAGAAAUAUCUACCACAGUGUCCAGACUAGUUGAUUCAAUUGUUAUGUUGCCUCAUAGUUGCGAAUUCUUGCCAACUUUAUGCUACGAAAAAUUUGCCUUUUGAUUCACACGAGACUCUUCCACAUCUGCCAUUUUGGGUUCUUAACCGGUGCUUAAAGUUGUUCAAAAAACAAAUACCACAAAACUAAAGAAGUGGUUGAAAGAAUUUGUUAUUAAAAUUGUAUGAGGAUAUUAAACUGACGUUUCCAAAGAGUAUUUGCUCAAUUCAUAUUUUAAAAUGUGUUAUGCUCUCAGAUUUUAAGUGUUUCUUCAAAUCUGUGAGUUACCUUUUGUCACUAAGUAAAACCUCUUGCCAGGCAGGUGCUCAUUUACUUGUUUUUCGGAAUAAGCAUUUAAAUUUUGGUUUCCUUCAAUUGUUUGUCUUAUUUGUAAGUGCCAGUAAAUUGUUAUUGACUGCUCAUUACAAAUUUAGUGUGAUAAAUGAAUUUUGGAAGAAAUUUUAUAGAUUCGGUAUAUAUUACUUCAUAUACUUAUAUAGUAGUGAGGAAAGAAAAUUCAGAAUUGAAUCAUCUUCUUAACAUUCAUCAUCCCAUCUGAUAACAUUUGUAUUGCUAUGAAUAAUGAAAAUUGUAUUUUUAAAAGUUUUGCCGCAUAAUUUGUUUUGGAAUUUUUUAGUUGAAGUUUACUUUUUCUUUGGUCAAAUGAUUUCUGUGUGUUUCUGCUAUUCCUGCCUCUGAUGCGUUGUGCAUUUUUAUUCUAUAUUACCCAUUCGAUGAUUAUCUUUACUCAAGUGCUUCAGUUAGGUGUUCCAACCAGGCAGGAUUUUUCUG